This is a messenger RNA of Electrophorus electricus (electric eel), 2134 nucleotides long. RefSeq lists its product as uncharacterized. The record is from RefSeq and is a predicted model, not a curated record. Gene Ontology annotation, biological process: regulation of transcription by RNA polymerase II. Gene Ontology annotation, cellular component: nucleus. Lineage: Eukaryota; Metazoa; Chordata; Actinopteri; Gymnotiformes; Gymnotidae. Gene Ontology annotation, molecular function: DNA-binding transcription activator activity, RNA polymerase II-specific; RNA polymerase II cis-regulatory region sequence-specific DNA binding.
UUCAAAACCACGCGGAAUUCGAACACUGAUCAACAGAGCUUCGUUCUGUCCUCGUUUUUGCCUCCCGCUAAGUAAAUCAAGAAAGGCCAUCCUGAGGAGCAUUUCAGAUUGCUGAAAUUGAGAGAUUAACCACGGGUCUGGCACCAAAAAAAGGUUCAACACUCCACAAACAUAAUAAUCUGCACACUAGCACAUGUCAGACAUUUGCAGAAAGAUAUGAAAAAGGAAAGAACUCACCACUGCUCAGAAUGUGGGUUGAGUUUUUUUCAACAGAGAAGUCUCCAGCGACACCAGCGUGUUCACACAGGAGAGAAACCAUUUUGCUGCUCAGAGUGUGGAAAGGGUUUUACUACACAGAGCGCUCUAAAGGAACACCAGCGUAUUCACACAGGAGAGAAGCCGUAUCUCUGCACAGACUGUGGAAAAAGUUUCACUCAACAGGGUGUUCUCCAACAACAUCAGCGUAUUCACAGAGGAGAGAAGCCAUAUCGCUGCUCAGAGUGUGGAAAGAGUUUCACUCAGCAUGGUAAUCUCCGUGCACACCAGCGCAUUCACACAGGAGAGAAGCCAUAUCACUGCUUAGUGUGUGGGAGUAGUUUUACUGUAUCAAGUGCUCUCCAGAAACACCAGCGCAUUCACACAGGAGAGAAGCCAUAUGUCUGCUCAGAGUGUGGAAAGAGCUUUACGUUUCAUCAUAAUCUCCAACAACAUCUGCGCAUUCACACAGGAGAAAAACCACAUCGCUGCUCAGUAUGUGGAAAAAGUUUCACUCAACAGGGUAAUCUCAAAUAUCACCAGCGCAUUCACACAGGAGAGAAGCCAUAUCGCUGCUCAGAGUGUGGGAAGAGUUUCACUCACCAGAAUAGUCUCCAUACACACCAGCGCCUUCACACUGGAGAGAAGCCAUAUCACUGCUCACUGUGUGGGAAGAGUUUCACUCACCGGAGUAGUCUUCAUAAACAUCAGCGCACUCACACAAGAGAGAAGGCAUAUCACUGCUCAGUUUGUGGGAGUACUUUUACUGUACUGAGGGCUCUUCAAAAACACCAGCGUAUUCACACAAGAGAGAAGCCAUAUGUCUGCUCAGCAUGUGGAAAAAGUUUUGCUCAUCUGUACCAUUUCCAACGACACCAGCACAUUCAUGUAAAGAAGACAUAUGUCUGCUCACAGUGUGGAAAGGUUUUUAGUCUAUUGUGUCAUCUCCGUACACACCAGCGCAUUCACACAGGAGAGAAGCCGUAUCUCUGCACAGAGUGUGGAAAGAGUUUUACUAUACAGAGUAAUCUCAAACAACAUCAGCUCAUUCACACAGGAGAGAAGCCAUAUCACUGCUCAGUGUGUGGGAAGAGUUUUAUUCAACAAAGUACAUUUAAACAGCAUCAGCGCAUUCACACAGGAGAAAAACCAUAUCACUGCUCAGCAUGUGGAAGGAGUUUCUCUCACCGCAGUAGUCUCCAACGACAUCAGCACAUUCACACAGGAGAGAAGCCAUAUCACUGUUUAGUGUGUGGGAAGGGUUUUAGUCAACAGAGUAGUCUCCAAGGACAUCAGCGUAUUCACACAGGAGAGAAGACACAUCAUUGCUCAGUUUGUGGAAAGAGUUUUAUUCAGCUGGGUAAUCUCCAUGUACACCAGCGCAUUCACACGGGAGUGAAGCCAUAUCACUGCUCAGUGUGUGGGAGUAGUUUUACUGUAUCAAGUGCUCUCCAGAAACACCAGCGCAUUCACACAGGAGAGAAGCCAUAUGUCUGCUCAGAGUGUGGAAAGAGCUUUACUUUUCAUCAUAAUCUCCAACAACAUCAGCGCAUUCACACAGGAGAAAAACCACAUCGCUGCUCAGUAUGUGGAAAGAGUUUCACUCAGCAGGGUCAUCUCCAAUAUCACCAGCGCAUUCACACAGGAGAGAAGCCAUAUCACUGCUCAGAGUGUGGGAAGAGUUUCACUCAGCAGAGUAGUCUCCAUACACACCAGCGCCUUCACACAGGAGAGAAGCCAUAUCGCUGCUCAGAGUGUGGGAAGAGUUUCACUCAGCAGAGUAGUCUCCAUACACACCAGCGCCUUCACACAGGAGAGUAGCUGCAUCACUGCUUAGUGUGUGGGAAGAGUUUUAUUCAACAGAGCAGUCUCCAGUAUC